Molecule: messenger RNA, 12586 nt
Organism: Xenopus laevis (African clawed frog)
Lineage: Eukaryota; Metazoa; Chordata; Amphibia; Anura; Pipidae
Gene: prx.L
Product: periaxin L homeolog
Exons: 7
Coding region: 363-7079 (2238 amino acids)
Biological process (GO): regulation of RNA splicing; peripheral nervous system myelin maintenance
Cellular component (GO): plasma membrane; cytoplasm; nucleus
Source: RefSeq, a predicted model, not a curated record
GUAUGUAGCAAGUAGAGGUUAAAGGCAUAGAGACGUCUCCAGAAAUAGACUGCUAUUACCCAGUCUCCCAGUGAAGACAUGAGAGGGAUGCCUUCACACUCAUGCUACCUGUGCGAUUUACAAUGCAGCAAAAUUUGAAGCAUUUUCUGUAAAUCUAUUUUACCAUGAACAUGAUUCAUACUUCAUAUUCUACUUGCAAUUUUGUCUAUUUAUUAUCCAUAUCUUGGGAUUGUUCUGGCUGGAAUUCAGAAUGCAGGUGAUAUGAUUAUAAGAAAAUAAGGCUAGAAUAGGAUGUGAUUCUUUGGAUCCCAGGGCUACAGAUUUUAAGGCACUCUAAGGAGAGAGGUGUUGUAUUCCUGAAAAUGCCUUUCUGGAAAGGAGCAGAGGAAAAAGCAGCUAAAAUCCAUGUUUCAAGCAGAGAGUGUGAAACCCCUCCAGGAAAAGUACGAGAGAAAUUCAGCCACCUGAAGCAAAGGUCUCCUCCGGCAGGCCGACCCCACUUGUCCCAGGAGGAAAGUAAAGACAUAGAACAAGCAGCACAGAAGGAAAAGUUGCACGCAGAGCUUAAGAAAGUUCUGCUUCUAAAGGGACAGAAAGCCUUAGUGGAACAGGAACCAGCUAAAAUGGAGACCCCAAUCAAGAUUACAGAGGAGACGCUGCAAACCUCAGAGGUGGUAGAGGUUAUUGUAGAAACAGAAGCUAAAGCUGGCAUGAGUGGCAUCGUCAUUUCUGGAGGUGGCAGAGAGGGAGUGAUUAUCAGAGAUGUUGUCAAGGAUUCACCUGCUGCUAAAACGUUGCCUCUUUUGGAAGGAGACCAGCUCCUAAGUGCCCAUGUCUUUUUUGAAAAUGUCAAAUAUGAAGAAGCUUUAAAAUUACUUCAGUGCAUGGAGCCUUACAAAGUCUCAUACUGCCUUAAACGGGCUGUACAGUCCUCAGAUGUCACAGUGUCGCCAACAUCCGGAAGUGUAGAAGUCAAGGGUCCAAAGACCAAGAUGCCCAAAAUGACUGUUAAAAGCCUCACAUCAGUGAAAAAGAAAAAGAAGAAGGAGCCAAGCCAAGUAAAGGGUUAUGAAGAAGUCUCCAUAGAAGCCCACAAAGGUUCAGAAGUAUCUGUUGGCAGUAUGGAUAUUCCACCUGUUGAUGUUGAGUUUUCAUUUCCCAAGUUUUCAAAGUUGAUAAAAACCAAAAGUGCAGUGGAGACUACCACUGACAUCAAAAGCACAAAGGUUUCAACUAAGAUAUCCACUGCAGAAGAAAAACGAGCUAAAAUAAAGUUCCCUAGACUUAGAGUAAAAGAUGCAGCUGCUGGGGUCAAGGUGACAUCAACAAAAACCAGUUCUGAAUUAGAAGUAAAAGAAAAGGAGAAAUCUACAUUUGGAAUUUCUUUUCCUAAAUUUAUUAAGUCACCAAAAGUAGAUGUGGUGGUGCCAAAAACAGAAGUAGAACUUUCUACACCAAAACUGGAAAUGAAAACCAAGGAAGAAAAAAUAAUUAAGGGUCCACAAGUUGAAAUAGAUAUACCAUUGCCAUCAAUAAAGGCGGAAACCUCAGAUAUUUCCGCAACAGAAAGUGUGAAAAUGGCCAUAUUGAGCACCACAGCUAAAAUUCCAGAUGUUGAAAUAAAAGUGCCUACAUCUCAAGUUGAAGUGCAUACAGGCAAGCUUAGCACACCCCAAAUGUCAAAUAUUGCCAAAUGUUUAACUAGUCUUGAAAAAGAAUCCUAUGUGGCUAUUGAGGGAAUAUCCAAGACAGAAAUAAAACUUCCUUCUGUUGAAAUAGCAGCACCAAAGCUUGAUGAUUUGAGCCUGUCUAAAAUUGAAGGCAAAGCUGGAGCUGAGCCAUCUGAUUCAGGUAAAAUGUUUCAAAUCAAAAUCCCACAUUUAGGUCUGUCAUCAAAAUCUCCAGAGGACGAUUUGGACGUCAAGAAACAUGAUGGCAAGAAACAUGAUGGCAAAAAACCUACUGAAGACAAAUCUAAAAUGCCUUCUCUGAAAUCUCCAGAAAUUGGUCUUAUUGUAUCUAAAGGAAAAGUUGAGGGGGAUUUUUCAGAAAAGAAAGCUGUUAUGAAAUUACCCUCUCUAGACAUUUCUGCUCCUAAGCUGGACUUUGAUAUAAACAUUCCUAAAGGAAAAUUGGAUACAGAGCUCUCAAUUGAACUGGAUGCUCCAGCUCCUGCUAUUCCUGAUGUAACUUUAAAAAUACCCACAAUUACCCCCCCUAAAACGGGAAUGAAGGUCAAAGAAGCAUAUGCUGAAUCUCCUAAACUAAAAACUGGAAAACUGCAGACUGAUAUUAAAGCAGAGACAACUGAAACAGAAACUUUAUUUGAAAUUCCAGAUUUCACAAUAAAAAUGCCUAAAAUAGGCAUUCCUUUGCUUGGAACAAAGGCAGAAACGCCUCAUGCAGAAGUAAAAACAGGAAAAAUUGCUGGGGAGAGUCCAGAUAUCAAACUGAAAAGACCAAAAAUCAAAUUACCUAGUUUUGGCAUAUCUUUGUCCAAAGAAAAAUCUGACUUAUCUCUUCCUGAAAAAGACAUAUCAGAGAAAGAAACAGCGACAGAAACAGAUGGAAAACUAAAAAUCCCUUUAAUUAAGGUGCCGUCUGUUGAUAUAUCUUUACCUAAAGUCCCAGAUAUUCAGUUAGUGAAACAUGAAGUUACUCUACCUUCACUUAAAGCAGAUAUAAAGGCUCCUGAGCUUGAAGUUCCAGAGACUGGCGACUUGCAGUUAAAAAUGCCAAAAGUAUCCUUACCUAAGUUUGACCUGUCAACAAAGCUUGAAAAACCUCUGUCAUCUUCUCCAAAAGUGGGAAAGCAUGAUAAAAAGACAGAUACAAAGAUUCCAGAAGUGGACCUAGAUGUGAAGGGAGACAAAAUGACAUUCUCAAAGGUAGAUAUUUAUCUUCCUAAGAUAAAGACGGGUGAUUUAGACAUUCUUUCCCCAAAAACAGAUGUAGACAUUUCAGUAGAUAAACCAAAAUUAGGAAUGAAAAUCCCCAAAGUGGUAUGUGAUGCAAUAGCAUUUAAUGCAGAAUCAAGAGUUGACAUCACUUCUGUUAAAGUGCCUGAUCUUGAGAUAGUCGCACCUAGGUUUGAUGUUGAUUUAACCAUGCCAAAAGUCAAAGCUGAAGCUUCAGAGUGUCUUCUUAAAGAACCAGAGUGUGACUUGCAGCUGCCAAAGUUAAAUCUCCCUAAACUUAGUGAUGUAGCAAAAGAUAUGGCUGUUGAACUUGAUGUUCCAAAAAUAACAGGUGAUGUCUCUUUCUCACAACUUGCUGCUCAUUUAAAGGGUCCUGAACUGGAGGGAAAGGAUGUGACUGAUACAGGGGCAAAGAUUCAUCUACCAAAAGCUUUAUUAGGAUUUGUAAAAUCCACAGAGGAUCACAUUUUGGAAGUAAAGGAAAAGACAGAUGUAAAAAUCCAAAAAGAAAGAACAGAUGCACAGACAACAGAUGCCAAAAUCAAACUGCCUUCGGUCCAACUACCAUCUGUAGAAAUCGCUGUACCUAAAAUUCCUGAUGUUGAUAUUGAUGCAAGUAUACGAGAGGUUGCUAUAGAGGUACCAAGUACAGAGGAAAGAACAGCAGGGAUCAUUGGUGAGAAAGACGUAAAAUCAAAGUCAACAAAAUUUUCCUUUCACAAACUUGGAAUAUCUGGACCCAAAAUUAAAAAAGGUAUAGAGGCAGAGACCAAAUCACAUUUGGAAAGAGAAAAAGAAAUGCCAUUAAAGGGACCAAGAAUGAAAAUGCCCAAGUUUGGACUCACUUUUCCAAAAGCAAAGCAUGAUAUAGAUGAGGAUGUUGCUAAAUUAAGCAAAAAGAAAACAGAUAUCUCAGUCUGCAAAGAUGAUGACUCAUCUGGAGGGAAGAUAAAACUUCCAUCAGUGAAACUUCCUUCUGUUGACAUUUUGGCUCCAAAACUAGAAGUUGAUAUUGGAGUUUCAAAGGAGGAUGCUCUUCUUGUGACAGACAAACCAACUGAUAUUAGUAUUGACAUCCCAGAUGUUAAGGUUAACCUUCCCAAAUUUUCACUGCCCAGGUUUGGCAGCAAGAUCAAAAGAGGUGAAAUGGGUUUUGAAAUGGAAAGCUCUAAAUCAGGUGAGAAGGCGUCAGUAAAAUCACCGGUUUCAAGAGGUGAUAGUGGUGAUAAAACAGGAAAAGAGCCUAAAGUGAAGAUGCCAGCAAUCAAACUGCCUUCAUUUGGAAUAUCAAAGAAAGAAUCAGGAAUUUCAGAUGCUAACCUAGAGGUGAAAAUUCAAAAGUCAAAAGAGCAUGGGAAAGAAUCAAAAGUGGAGACAGAUGUUAAGGAAACCAGUGAGAAAACAACAUUCAUGAAAAUGCCAACAUUUAAAAUGUCUCCUAAGGUUAAAGCACAUGAUGUUAGCCUUGGUAUGAAAGGUUCAAAAGAGGAUCUUCAUCUACCUGAUGUCCAUGUGAAAGUUCCCCAUAUUGCAUUGCCUUCCAUUGGGAUGAAAAGUGAUAAAUCAGCUGAUAUCCCACUAAUAAAAUCAGAGGCAAAAGUAGCAGAAUGGGUUCAAGAGCAAGAAAUGCACUUAGAAAAAAUAAAAAUGCCUUCAUUGGAAGUUUCAGUCCCCCAAGAAAUUCAGUCACUGCUAAUUUCUGUUCCAUGUGUUAAAGGAGAUGUUUUCACCUCUUUACCAAAAGCAGAAGUUGGUGUUUCAGAUAUAUCGACAAAAGCACAUGAAGGAGAUAUGAAAUUACCUAAACUGGCCACAUUCAAUGUUCCUACCCCAAAGGUGGAGUUAGAUAUCAGUUUGCCUAAAACUUUUGAACACAAACCCGAUCUUUCUCUGGAAAAAUCAGAAAUCAAUUUAAAAAUUCCAAAAGUGGAAUUACCAAAGCUUGGGGAAAAUGAGCAAGACGUGUGUGAAACAGAAGGAAAGUUGAAGAUUAAAAUGCCUCAUGUUGACAUUUCAUUGCCUAAAAUCAAAGCAGAUGAAGAAGACAUACCAUUCAUAGAAGGGGAGAUGAAAAUGUAUGGGUCUGAUUUUGAGGUAAGGUCCAAAGAGGAAACAUUCAGUCUACCAUCUGUAGAGCUACCUAAAAUGUCUACUCCUAAAAUUCGAGCUCCAGAACUUGAACUUGAUAUUAGCCUAAGCAAGGAAGGCGACAGAGAUGCUGUGAUAAGUAGCCCUGAAAGCAGACCAUCUGAUCUAAAAUUCAAAAUGCCAAAAAUGAAACUGCCCAAAUUUAGUGGUUCCAAUGAUAUGGACGAUGAAACUGCUAAAGUGGAUGUCAAAAUCUCAAAGACAAAGGAAAGUACAGAUUCUGGGCAAUCAGGCUUCAAGCUUAAAUUGCCUAAACUGCAUGUAGGUUCUUUAAAAGCUAGAGGAGUGGAUGAUGUGUCUGUGGAAAUGGAAGGUGAACACAAAAUAAUCAAGAAAGGAUAUACAAAGGCUAUAGAUCAUGAAGAUUCAGAAGAUAGGAGAGGGUAUAAAAUCAAGAUGCCUUCAUUUGGUAUUUCUAAGGACAGCGCAGAUGCUUGCACAGAACCCUUGCACUUAGCAUCAGAUGGGGCUGAAGUAAAGUUCAAAAUGCCUAAAGUCAACAUUCCUGAUGUUGGAUUUUCCAGAAGUGAAGCAGGGGGCAAUGAAACAACCUUAGAAAAGGGAUCUAAAUCAACCACUGCUGAGAAUUUAGAUUUAGAUUUGGGUCUGAAAAUUCCAAAAAUAAAGAUGCCAUCUUUUGGCAUGCCUGGUCGAAAGGUAGAUGAUGACAUGAAUAUGUCACUUGAAGAGGAUAAAGAAGCAAAUAAAUCUUUAUUUAAGGUGCCAGACCUAGAAAUCUCCACCCCAAAGAUGAAAGCACAUGCAGAAUACGAUGUAGAUGGAACACUGGAGCACGAAAAAGAAGUAGUUACUAAGAAAAAACUUAGCAACAAAAUUAUUGAGUCAGCUGAAGAGGAUUCUGGGAAAAAAUACAAAGUAAAAUUGCCCAAAUUUGCAAUCAGUUUACCCAGAUCUGUUCAAGCUGAUGUUGAAAUUUCAGCACCUAGAUUACAAUCAGAGGGUGAAGAGUCUGAAGCAAGUCUGAAAGGCAAAAGUUUAGAGCAUGACAAUCAAACAGGAAAAAAGUUCAAAAAAACGAUUUUCUCAGUAGGAAAAACAAAAGAGAAACAUUUCCUAAUGGCAGAUGCAGGAGAAGGAGACGGUCCAGAAAUGAAAAUUAAAAUGCCAAAAAUAAAGAUGAAACCUACUUUUGGAAUGUCAGGAGGUAAAGUCAAAGGGAAAGAAGUAAAUGGAGAGUUUGAUGGUUCUGCAAAGGAAGAUACUGAUAUUAACCAUGAUGGCACAACAAAGUCUUCAAAGUUAAAGUUUCCCAAGUUAGGAUUUUCUUCCAACAAAACAAACUCUGGUGACGUUAACAUUAAUGGCCUGAAUGGUGAAACUGAUGUGUCAGCACUUCAUGGUGCACAGGAGGGUAUGGUGAAAAUCGGAAAAAUAAAGUUACCAAAGGUUGAGUUUUCCUCACCUCAUAAGGUGAAAACAGAUGGUGAAAUGAACUUAAAGUUGGUCAAAGCAGAAGAGUCUGAUUCCAAAGAGGAGGGCAAAGAGAAUACACUCACAACCAAAUUUAAAUCACCUAAAAUAACAUUUUCAGGGUUCAAGAAGAAAGAUAAAGGGGAGGAACAUCAGAUCAGUUCUUCUACAAGAACAGAGUUGGCAACAGUGGAAAAUAUUAAGGAAGGAGAAGGAAAAACUGGGAGAGCUAAAAUGUCACUGGGUUUUCUCUCAGGCAGAUCUAAAGGUGAAUACACAGUGGACAAUAGUGGAACAGAGAAAGGAUCCAUGGUGGAGGCCAAAGAAAAAUCAGCCAAGUAUAACUUGCCUAAAUUGUCUCUGAGCGCUAAAGCAGAAAGCGAUGUAGAGGUUAAAACUGAAACUCAUAAAAUUGUUGAUGAAAGUUCUCAAGAAGGUCUAAAAAUCUCCCUACCAAAGGUGGGUUUUACUACUGAAGAUGAAGAACAGAUAGAAGAAGAGGUGACUGGGGGCAUUCUGAAAAUUACAAAAAUAAAGCAAAUUAUAACAGAGACAGUGGCAGAAAAAACUCUGGCCUUAUGAACAACAGUUAACAGCCCUGCUCAGGACUUCAUAUAACAGUGUUAGACUGUCACUGGCAGACAGCAGCUAAUAUCUGCUCUAACAUAUUUUAUAUUGUUUUCCAGCAUUACCCAGUAGCAGGACUAAAAGCAAAUCCAACUCUGUGCAUGUAUGUGUUUCAGAAAGCUUAAGCGAUUAAAAAUGCUGGUCAGAAAAUAUAUCAAAAUUAAAAUGCAGAGCAAAUGUUUUUGGAGACUAGUUCACCUGGGAAAUGCUAUUGAUGGCAAUACAAAUAGGUGUAAAAUUUAACUGUAAUACAUAUAUGUGAGUGAUAUAUUUUCAUAUACAUACCCACAAUUUGUAUUAAAAUUGAGGGCAAUAAAACUUCUGUAUGUUGUGAAGAGGGAACAUUAUCACUAAUAUGGAGCACAAGAUAACCUCACAGCCUUGUUCGUCAUACUCAACAGCUUCUCCGGCACCCUUUUUCGCUUUUCACAAAAGUUGGUUUCCCCUGUUUGAUGAAGCUCUAUCUCUGUGGAAGAAUCACUAAUGAAGUACCAAAAUCAACAAUGGCAACAGUCUUUUACCCUGAUUGUGGUACUGUGGCACCAUCUCUGGCCUGUGCAUAAACUUAACAGCAAAGGAACCAACAUCCAUAACAUGAGUCAACCCAUGAACUGUUCAUAUAGGCAAUGUUAAACACUGGGGCAAAGGAUUUUGAGCAAAUUUUGCCUGGGAUGUGUGCAUUUGUGCUGAGUUUUCAGAUAUGAUUUGUUUAUCUUACCUUACAUGACAUAUAUAAUUAUGUGCUUGGCCUCAUUUUCUCUCAGUUGUUAUACGUAUUGUUAAUUUUUAAAUAUGGAAGUGGCUAAUUAAGUCAAAAUGCUUGUGUUCUGGCCAACAGGUGUUUAACCAAUUUUUUGCAAGCAAGAAUAUUAAAUGACCUGCACACAUAAUUAUAGCCUUUAUCAAAUGCAUGUGUGUUGAUGCAUGUGUGGUCACAAUAAAUGGGGUUCCCUGUCUACUUAAUAUUUUGUGUAUGUGCAACUCCUUUGAAACUCACUUGCAUUUUGUGUAGACAUGUGUAUCUAGAGGAGUCUGCACUACCAUUGCAGGAUUUUGGUGGAGAUGUGGCUAUACAGCAUUGCUGAACUUUAAUCACUUUCUGGACAGAUUAUAAAUUCUAGGACCAGGUAUCUGACCACCGAUGCUGUAGAAUUUACAUGUUGUGUGUUUAUUGGCAAUGCACAUUGUGAGAAGUUCAAAGGAGGCAGGCAGGGUAAGGCUUAAGUCAGUCGAUGUUUUCAGGAUAUUUAGUUCAAGUAAAGACAUGUAUGCUUGUGUCGAGCCAGUUACCAAGCAGCUUGGUGCAGUUAGUAGAAAGCUUGUAGCCAGGUAAUGUAUUGACAAAGAAUGGUGCUGUGAACCAUUUAGUGUAUUGCUGUAUUGGUUUCAUGGGAGCAAAAUGGUGGACAUGGUGGUUUGCAGACCCUUGUGUUGUUACUUCUGAUCAAGGACUAUAUUUAGACACAUUAGAGGUAUUGUAAUAAGAGGCGCAAAGUUUGGUUAAGGUCUAGGAAAUCUUAGUAACUAGUUGAAUGUUUGCUUUCCAACAUAGACCAGUGCUACCUGGUUGCUCUGAUUUACAGGAAAGAAAUUAUGCCUUUUUGUCUUUGAUAAGUAUGACCCUGUGUGUGUCCCUCACCAUUACAGUUUACAAAACCAUUGGCAUAUUUUAUUUGCUUAUUAUCACAUAGUUUAAAUGUACACAGCAUCAUUUUCAUCUAAAACGGUCACAUUAUAUUUUGCAACUGUCGACCCAUUAUGCCCUAAUCCUACCCUGCCUGCUGAGUCAAAUGCUAUCAAUCCCAUGUCUGGUCAGUGUUUUGUCUAAAAGUGGAUGUUUGGUAGAGCUAAGCAAGUGAAUAUCUGCACUGCACUUUGGCCUCUGAAGGGCACUGUUUGUUUAAAUUUACAUAUUAAGUUACAUUUCUCCUCUCAAGUGCUGCUAGUAUGGCAAAUCUCACAUAUAUUGAUAAAAAACAAAUUAGGUAGUAUCUGUGUAAUGUCGGCAAUAGAUCUAAUACCCAUUACAACCAAACAGGCGACCAAUAAGGGCUAGCUGCUUAUUGGUUGUUAAUGAUUACUAGACAUGUUCAAGACAAAGUAGGCAAACGUACAAAGAAUAGUUUCCAUAAUAGGAACAUCUCAAAAAUAUUGUGCAUUACUAUAUUAGGCCCUUAAGGUGAUAUAGGCCAUACUGAAGUUUAGGAAGGCAAUUCCACGGGAGAAUUAUAAUACAAUAAUGCUAAGAAAAAAAGGAUUUCUCUCUAAAUUAAAGAAAUACCCUCAGAUAUUCUUGGUGACAGUAACUCACGCGGUUGGGCUUAGAAAAAUCUGAAAUAUUCAGAAUGCAUUUUGAAUUAGUUAAAUAGAAACAGCUUGCUGUAGUAUGCAAAUGAAAAAGAAACCAUUGGUAUGUCAUCCUUUUCUCCAUACACACUCAGUAUUUCUGCCCAAUUGAUUUUUCAACACAUUCAAUAAUAGCUGUCAAAAUUCUGCCCUGACUCUUCUAAGAAGAGCUUAGGCAGAUGGGUCAUUGCACACUUCCAUGGGGACAACUGGAAACAACCAGUGGUGCUUGGGCCUAGAAGUUUCUCCAGCUAAUGCCAAAUAUUGUUCACGUUAAAAACAAUCCUCCCUGUGAAAUUGGGUGCUUGGGAUGACAUCUCAAUGGUUGUUAAAAUUAUGGCUGAAUCUCUGUCAAAUGAUACUCUCAUGUGAGUAAAUCGUGCCAUCUGAAUAAUCCAAUAUCUUUGGUGGGAUGGCCGAAAAGACAUGUAUAAACAAAGCUAUGGUUACAUAAACUGCAUUUUUCCAUCCUCCAGACCACCAUCAUGCCAGAAGGAAGUGGCCACAAUUGCUAACCCUGGGAAAUCAUUCAAAAGUGCCAAGAAGUGUACGAGAUGUUGAUCAAGCUGAUUUCUCUCCAGUGCAAAACUAGAAGUUAUUGGGCCCCAUGGUAAAACUUUGGAGUCCCCUCUUGUGCAGAGAAAAUUAUCAGAUCACUUAAAUAUUUACUGAAACAAUUAUUUACAAAUUACUAUCACAUAUUAACUAGGACAUUGAUAGCUUUGAUUCUGUCUCAGUUCUCACUGGAACCCCAUAGUAGCCACAUGAUCUGCUAUCUUUAUAACUGAGUUCAUGUCUUUCUCAUCUUUGCAAAUAAGCAAUUGAAACUAAUUUACUAAUGCAGGAGCUAAAUUGCACCGGUGCUGUUACUCUUAGCAAUCAGACCUUUAUGGAACUUGCAGAUGACAAAUCAGAACUAAUAAUCACUGCACUGGUGCAACUUAGCACCUCUGUCUGUUAGUCACAAUAUGUUAACAAUGACAGCAAAUAACAGUGAUUAACUAAAUCAUUUUAUUUCUACAUUUUAUUGCUACCCUGGUUUAUUGACAUUUGACAGUGUUUGCGGUAUCAAUAAUAUUUCGACCAUUAACCAAAGACGAAAAAACUAAAAUUAAUGUUAGAAUAUCAUCCUAUUGGCAGGUUGUCAUAAACUGUAAUCUGGCCUAAAAUAUCACAAACGAUUAGGAAUGUGGUGUCAUGAUGGUUAAUGUUGGAGGUGGAAAAUGAAGCGCCAUGUUGUAGCAGGUCAAAUGGAUAGUGUACACUCACCUAACACUUGCGAUAUAAUGGAACAGAGAUCAUAUUGCUGUUAUUGGUACACAUAUAAGGUUGUUACAUAGAGUAUUUUUAUAGAUGCAUUAUCAACAAAUUAUAUCAAACAGUAACAGCAUGCUUUUAUAUAUGCCAUUAAAAAGCUGUGCUAUCAAUUAUUGAAGCAAUAAAGGUGCUUCAAGUUUGCCCUUUUGCCAUUCAGAACUCUCUAUCUGAGCCAACUUCAUACUUAACAUCAUUUACAUUUAUCAUAAAGAUAUUUUCAAACAGUACCAUCCAUCUCUCAGCAAGGAAGGAGGAGUACAGGGGGCAUGCUAGGUUCUUCAAAAGUUCCGUGACCUGUAUAAAAAUACUCAGCUUGCAGAGCCUAUAUACAUAGUCAUUGAACUCUUCAUUGACUUCUAAUAUCAUUAGAUGUCAUUAAUGGGGACAUUGUUGCCUAUAUCUUGCAGGGGGCAGCUCGAAAUCUGACCAUUUGUUAUAGCAGAAACAUAGAAAAGAUAAUUGUUACAAUUAACCAAAUUAGAGUCACAGAAUGCACAGCAAUUAAGAAAUCUCCUAUAAGUCUUAUUUUCCUGCUGAUCCCCAUAAUGCCACGUUGAUCAGCCUCACUGUGUCAUAAUUAACAAUAGCGCAUUCCCAGGCCAAGUAUAAAUGUCUUCUGUGCCAUGUCCACUGGCAAACAUUUAACUGUAGUUGGUUGGUAAAUUUUAAACUAUAUUGUAGUAUGUUAAAGUAUGUAUUACUGAUUUUAAUAAUUGCCCAUUUUUUCUUUUUAACUAUGUUGUCAUCAGAAGCCAUAUAGAUUGCUAUCCAUGGGCUUUUCUCCCAACCAUGCAACAAGCAAAAGCCACUUUCAAUUUUUUAAUGCAUCUCAGGUGAAUGAACAGUAUGUAGGAUGGGAAUGUCCAUUUUUUUAAGGUAGCGUGUCCUUUAUCCUAAAGUUACCAGGUCUCUAAAGUUACCAAAUCUAAUUUACAUGUAAUAAAUGAAAGUUGACGUCUAGUUUGAUUCUCCCAAAUUUCACAUGCUCGUGUAACCUUGCAUUGCAGUGGGCCAUAACAAUUCCUUAGAGGCCUGGGUUUGGCAAAAAAAAGCUUGAAAUGACAUUAAGAUCGGAAAAAUGUAGUAAAAGGUGCACAAUUUGCACAGGUCUAGUAACCCAGAGCAACUAAUCAGCUGGUAUAAUUUAAUGAUGUUGGAGGAAAUGUGAUUGGUUGCUCUAGGUUACUAGACUUGGUUAACAUUUUGUUAAAACUGCUAUAUAUAAUAUAUGUAAAAACCCUUCUUACAAUAUUAGUAAGUAAAACACUUGAUAUUUGAAAUGGCAGAAUAAUCAAUGUAAUGUUUCUGUACUACACAGCAACAAGCCUCAAUUGUUCAUAUGUAUAUGUAAUCUAAACUAUUGUGUAUCAGUUGGCACUGACUUGGAGAAGCUCAAUCAGAAGUGAACAACAGAAAUAAGAAACUACUAGAUUUGUUUGGAUAACAUCAUAAUCCUUUGUAUGAAAACAAAUCCUGGUAUUAGUCUUGAAGGUUAAGGUAGGGUAUAUUCUAUCUGUGUAUGUAUGCCACUGCUAUAUAACAGCUUCCAUACUAUGUAAACAGAGAAUUACUACAAGAUGUAUAUUGUAUUUUUGUAAUAGCUUUAUUGUUAGUUAUUAAAAAUUCAAGCAAGUUUUUCUUUGAAGUGCUCUUUUGAAACAGACAUCUCAUUGUAAAUUACUGACUAACCGCUUUCCUGGAUUUAUUUUGUUCUUUUUUUUGUAAUUUACAUUUUGACAUAAUAAUCAGAAAUGUAAUAAAAAUGUUUAUUAAACUUUCAAAUGAAAAUACUACCAGUA